AUGAUGGAAAGAAUAAGAAAAGAGAUGAUCCUGAUGGAGAGAGGGCUGCACAGCCCUACAGCUGGCAAAAGGCUCUCGAAUUUGUCAGACUCAGCUGGAAAUGCAGUGCUGGAGGCCCUUGAAAAUUCUCCGCACAGUGGUCGCCUCAGCCCGAGACUGACUGCCGCCUCCCUGCACAGCGCUAUAGGGGACAUCUCCGCCAAAGGCAAAUUUGAAAUAGACACUUUAUUCAAUCUUCAGCAUCCGAGCAGUGAAAGCACCGUCUCCUCUGAAAUCCCGCCGUCGGAAAGCAGGAAGAAAAUCAGCCUUUAUUCCGAAGUUGCUCAAGAGGCAGAUAUGAACAGUGAUGUGGAGGUGGGCUGCUCCGCGCUCCGCUCCCCAGCCAGCCUGACUUCCUCCCAGCUGAAGGAAAACAGUAACAAAGGCUACGCGGAGAGCAGCCCGGCUCCCAGCACCCCCGCCGCCGCCGCCGCCCCCGCCGCCGGCAUCGGCAGCCUGCACAGCAGCGGCGCGCUGGGCGGCUCGGCGGCGGGGGGCGACCAGGUGCGGCGGUACCGCACCGCCUUCACCCGCGAGCAGAUCGCCCGCCUGGAGAAGGAGUUUUACCGCGAGAACUACGUGUCGCGGCCGCGGCGUUGCGAGCUGGCCGCCGCCCUCAACCUCCCCGAGACCACCAUCAAGGUGUGGUUCCAGAACCGGCGGAUGAAGGACAAGCGGCAGCGCCUGGCCAUGUCCUGGCCCCACCCGGCCGACCCCAGCUUCUACACCUACAUGAUGACCCACGCCGCGGCCACGGGCAGCUUGCCCUACCCCUUCCACUCCCACGUCCCGCUCCACUACUACCCGCACGUCGGGGUCACCGCCGCCGCCGCCGCCGCCGCCGCCUCGGGGGCCGCCGCCGCGCCCUUCGCCACCUCCAUCCGCCCGCUGGACACCUUCCGCGCCCUCUCGCACCCCUACUCCCGCCCGGAGCUGCUCUGCAGCUUCCGACAUCCCGGCCUCUACCAGGCGCCGGCCGCCGCCGCCGCCGGCCUCAACAGCAGCGCGGCCGCCUCGGCGGCCGCGGCGGCGGCGGCAGCGGCGGCGGCGGCGGCGGGGUCGGGGCCGCCGGGGGGCUCGGCGCCCUGCUCCUGCCUCAGCUGCCACAGCAGCCAGACGGCGGCGGCGGCGGCGGCGGCGGCCUCGGCGCUGGGCUCGCGGGGCGCCGCCGCCGCCGACUUCCCGUGCACGGCGGCGGGGCAGCGCUCCGAGAGCGGCUUCCUGCCCUACUCGGCCGCCGUGCUCGGCAAGGCCGCCGUCGCCUCGCCGGACCAGCGGGAGGAGGCGCCGCUCACCAGAUAA
This is a messenger RNA of Grus americana (Whooping crane), 1341 nucleotides long. It is a transcript of the gene EVX2, whose product is annotated as even-skipped homeobox 2. The transcript is spliced from 3 exons. The record is from RefSeq and is a predicted model, not a curated record. Gene Ontology annotation, cellular component: nucleus. Gene Ontology annotation, biological process: regulation of transcription by RNA polymerase II. NCBI's taxonomy places the organism in Eukaryota, Metazoa, Chordata, Aves, Gruiformes, Gruidae. The coding region runs from base 1 to 1341 and encodes 446 amino acids. Gene Ontology annotation, molecular function: RNA polymerase II cis-regulatory region sequence-specific DNA binding; DNA-binding transcription factor activity, RNA polymerase II-specific.